AUGACCAGAGAAUUCACUUUUGUGUCCAUAGAGGUGUCCUCCAGGCAGAAAGAUCCUUGGAAAGAGGCACAGGAGAGCAGCUUUUGCCUGGCAAAGAAAGCUCCUCGGAAGAGGAGCCCUCUGGCCUCCAGUUCCACCUCUUUAGAGGCUGUCCCUCAGCAGAGAACCAGGAGGAGAGGCCAGAAGAGGAAGAGACCCACGGAUGUCAAGGAAGCUGCCCAGGAGAGCAGCUCCCCAGCCUCCAAUUCCACCCCCUCAGAAGCUGUCUCUGAGCUGAAGUCCUGGAAGAAGAGGGGGGAGAAGAGAAACAUAUGGACUGUCAAUCAUGUUGAGGGAAUAAAACUCAGGAUGAACAAGAGGAGAAGACCCAGUUACCGUCCUGAAGACCAAGAAGCAUUCUACCGGCUUCUGGAGGAUCCCGUUAUCCAGAGCUUCUUGGAAGCUGACAUUUUCCUCAAAGUGUCGGACAAGUACCUGCUUUCCAUGGUGGUGGAGUACUUCGGCCGCGUGGGGCUGCCUGGACACCUCUACAACAGGAUCCACUUCUUCCUGGCCCUCUACAUUGCCUCCGACAUGGAGGAGGACAACCCCAUGUCCAAGCGGAGCAUCUUCCAGUUCCUGCUGGGCAGGGAGCACUGGCCAGACCUCUACAAGGAGUUCCUGAAGCUGAAGGUGGAGUUCUUCUACGCCAUGGGGUUCCGAGCCUGGGUCACCCCGGAGCUGUGCGAGGAGAUCCAGGCCCAGAACCCACAUCACUGGGUCUGGAGUCGGGUGCGCCAGUGCGCCCCCUAG
Messenger RNA from Equus quagga, 792 nucleotides. RefSeq names its product putative speedy protein E7. The record is from RefSeq and is a predicted model, not a curated record. Gene Ontology annotation, molecular function: protein kinase binding. Gene Ontology annotation, biological process: positive regulation of cyclin-dependent protein serine/threonine kinase activity. NCBI's taxonomy places the organism in Eukaryota, Metazoa, Chordata, Mammalia, Perissodactyla, Equidae. The coding region runs from base 1 to 792 and encodes 263 amino acids. The transcript has 7 exons.